Messenger RNA from Helobdella robusta, 861 nucleotides. RefSeq lists its product as hypothetical. The record is from RefSeq and is a predicted model, not a curated record. Lineage: Eukaryota; Metazoa; Annelida; Clitellata; Rhynchobdellida; Glossiphoniidae. The transcript has 3 exons. The coding region runs from base 1 to 861 and encodes 286 amino acids.
AUGAGGUUAUGGGUUCAAUAUGGGCUUCAUGGGCAAAUGAUUACCCAUAUGGGUGUUUUGUGGGCCCAAUGCGGGAUUUAUGUGUAUAGGAAAGCCUAUAUUGGCUCCACAAAGGUUUUUUUCUUCGGAGACUUUGGAGGAAGGAAACUGGAUGAAGUAAUAAGAAGAGUGAUGUCUCACAUAAUGAAAAAUGAUGUAGCCCUUGGAUUCAACAUGGUUGAGAAAAAAGGGAAAAUGCCAUUUGGAAGUUCAAAAUUAUUCGAGAUUGUAUACAUGAAUUCCGGGCCUGCGCCGGCAGCAAGAACACCCACUCAACCCCAAACCAAUGAGGUGAUGUCCUUAGUGGUUGAUCAACUUCAGACGAUGAAAAACAUGAUGUCCUCGAUGAUGGAUGACAUGUCAUCUCUGAAGGGCAGACUGAAUAAAAUUGAAGGAAAAAUGGUGGAUGAACCGAUUGUACCAAUAUCGAUGAAUGAUGAUGAUACAAACAGCAUAUACGGUACCCCUAGAGUUUCCACGCUAAAGAACAGAACCGAAAGAAGGAAGAGGAACGAUGAUGAGAUCGAUGAAGUCGCUUGCCAAAUUAAUACAAAUAAAAAAAGAGUAACGGUACAGGGUAAAAACGAUAAAAAUGAUAAAGGAGUGAUGGGUACUAAGGAUGUGAAAGUCACAAGCGAUACAAGAUUGACUCAAGAGGAGUUUGACAAAGAAGUUGAAGGCAACCAUGAGAGACAUAUGAAUAUCAUGGCGAGAUUUGCGUGUGGCUUGUAUGGGGAGGAAUAUGUUAAUGGAAAUAGAGAGGGUUUCCUCACCGAUAGAGAGUUGAGAUAUGCUCAGACCCAUACUACGGGUUCGAAGUAG